Molecule: messenger RNA, 870 nt
Organism: Pediculus humanus corporis (human body louse)
Lineage: Eukaryota; Metazoa; Arthropoda; Insecta; Psocodea; Pediculidae
Exons: 4
Coding region: 1-870 (289 amino acids)
Biological process (GO): GPI anchor biosynthetic process
Cellular component (GO): endoplasmic reticulum membrane
Molecular function (GO): hydrolase activity, acting on ester bonds
Source: RefSeq, a predicted model, not a curated record
AUGUUAUUGUUAUCAUGCAUCUUAUUUUUAUUUGAAGAUGUUCUAGGGUCAAUUGGAGAUAAUUCUUUUUUUUAUAUUAAUUGUGUUCAGUAUUGUGAUUAUAAAUUUUGUCACUCAGGUAAACAAAAAGUACAUCACCGCGCUUUAAAAAAUUUUGAAUAUUCUUUAUGGUCAUGCAUUGAAAAUUGUGAGUAUGAAUGCCAAUGGAAAACUGUUGAAUCUUUUCAAAAAAGAAAUUGGCCAAUACCACAAUUUAGAGGAAAAUGGCCAUUUAUAAGGCUGUUUGGGUUUCAAGAGCCAGCUUCAGUUUUUUUCUCUGUUCUUAAUUUUAUUACAGUACUAAAAUUAAUUCUGUUAUUUAGAAAAAAAGUAUCUAAUUCUGCUCCUUACUAUUAUAUAUGGAAUUUGUUUGGUUUGAUUCAAUUAAAUUCUUGGUUUUGGUCAACCGUAUAUCAUACGAGAGAUGUCGAUUUCACAGAAAAAAUGGAUUAUAUAUCGGCUUUUAUUUUGAUUAUUUAUUCUUUUUACGCAAUGGGUCUCAGAUACAUAAGUCCUUCUAUAAAUAAGAAAACGUUAUUAUGGUCCAUAUUUUGCGGUCUUUUCGGUCUAAAUCACGUAUCAUAUUUAUGGCUUUAUAAUUUUGAUUAUGGGUGGUCUAACCGUUCUCGGGUGGUUUCUAUGGAGUUUUCUUCAUUUUCAAUCACAAUUCUUUGUUUGGAAAAUUUUUACGUUUGCUCUUCUAGUCGCAGUAACUACUUUACUAGAGCUUAUGGAUUUUCCUCCCAUUUUAUGGUUGUUCGAUGCGCACGCCCUCUGGCACGGUACAUCAAUUAUUUGCAAUAUAUUUUUUUUUCUUUUUGUCAUAGAUGA